Penicillium olsonii is the source of this 3525-nucleotide messenger RNA. The record is from the annotation of a GenBank genome assembly. NCBI's taxonomy places the organism in Eukaryota, Fungi, Ascomycota, Eurotiomycetes, Eurotiales, Aspergillaceae.
AUGGCUACCACAACUAUCAAGGUUGAUGGUAUGACCUGCGGCGCAUGUACCUCUGCAAUUGAAGGCGCAUUCCAGGGGGUAGACGGCGUCCAUGAUGUCUCCAUAAGUCUCAUUAUGGGGAGGGCUGUUGUGCAACAUGAUCCCUCUGUGUUACCGCCAGCAAGAGUCGCGGAGAUGAUCGAGGACUGCGGUUUCGAUGCAGCUGUCUUAUCGACCGACGAAAAAACGACUUCCGACGUCGCCCAUGCUAAACAAAUCUCGGUUACCAAACUGGCGGUUGAGGGUAUGACAUGUGGUGCAUGCACAUCUGCAGUGGAAAGUGGACUGAAAGACGCCACUGGGAUACAUUCGGUGGAUGUAUCACUACUUUCUGAACGUGCGGUGGUGGAACAUGACACCGACCUUAUCACCGCGGAGCAGAUUGCAGAUAUCAUUGAGGAUCGAGGAUUUGGGGCACGGGUAUUGGACACAUCUGUGGUCGGGCCCCAAACUUCAACGUCGAUCGGGUCAGAAGAGAAAUCCGGGAUACUGGCCACGACUGUGGCUAUAGGAGGCAUGACAUGUGGCGCUUGUACAUCAAGUGUGGAAAGCGCACUAAGCUCUGUGGACGGAGUGAUCCAAUUCAACAUCAGUCUCCUGGCCGAACGCGCGGUCAUUGUUCACGACUCAACAAUCAUCCCGGCAGAGAAAAUUCCAGACUUAAUAGAAGAUGUCGGCUUCGAUGCCUCCAUCGUGUCGUCAGAGGCGCAGGUCCCCUCAUCGAAGAAGACACAGAAACUGAAAUUGACUUUGCAUGGCUUGCGGGACGGUGCUUCUGCAACUGCAUUGGAGGACAAGCUUGUACAGCAACCCGGCGUCCAGUCAGCGUCUAUAACAAUGGCGAAGUCACGUUUACUGAUUGAAAUUGAUUCCUCUAUCAUCGGUAUCCGGUCUGUGGUCGAAGUGAUCGAAUCUGCUGGCUACAAUGCGUUGCUGGUAGACUCUGAUGAUAACAACGCGCAACUUGAAUCCUUGUCGAAAACCAAAGAAAUUCAAGAAUGGCGAAGAUCAUUCGCCACCGCCCUCGCCUUUGCAGUCCCUGUCUUUUUGAUCAGCAUGAUCCUCCCAAUGUACUUACCGAGCCUCGACUUCGGCGCCUUCGAGCUGAUUCCAGGCCUUUAUCUCGGUGAUCUCAUAUGUCUUUGCCUCACGAUUCCGGUACAGUUUGGGAUUGGGAAACGAUUUUACGUUUCCGCCUUCAAGUCAUUGAAGCAUCGAUCCCCAACUAUGGACGUCCUCGUGAUACUAGGAACGUCGUCGGCCUUCUUUUACAGCUGUUUCACUAUGCUGAUGGCGCUUUGCAGCAUGCACCACAUGCGCCCCAGCACGGUUUUCGAUACCAGCACUAUGCUGAUCACAUUCGUCACUCUGGGACGUUGGCUGGAGAACAGAGCCAAGGGUCAAACAUCUGCUGCCUUGUCUCGUCUCAUGUCGUUGACUCCGUCCAUGACCACAAUCUACGAAGAUCCCAUAGCAGGUGAAAAAUUGGCCGAGCGCUGGGCCGCUAAGGCUGCACACGCUGCGUCCCAACCGCCCGCUUUGGCAGAAGAUAUGACGGUGGGCCACAAAUGCAUUCCCACCGAGCUUAUUCAGGUUGGCGACAUCGUCAUUCUUCACCCUGGCGAUAAGAUAUCUGCCGAUGGUCUGGUCAUCCGAGGCCAAAGUUAUGUCGACGAGAGCAUGAUCAGUGGAGAAGCUCUUCCAAUCCACAAAACAAAAGGAAGCCAUGUCAUUGCCGGCACAGUGAAUGGAACAAACUCAAUUGAUUUCAAAGUCACCCGCACUGGCAAGGAUACUCAACUGAGUCAGAUUGUGAAGCUAGUCCAAGACGCACAGACUAGCCGUGCCCCUAUCCAGCGCAUGGCUGAUAUCGUCGCUGGCUACUUUGUCCCCGCUAUCAUCAGUCUUGGACUGAUCACGUUCUUUGGCUGGAUGUUCCUCGCUCACGUACUGCCUCAUCCACCAAUGAUCUUUGAGGUCGCGGGCAGUGGUGGCCGGGUCAUGGUUUGUCUGAAACUAUGUAUCUCUGUCAUCGUCUUCGCCUGCCCUUGCGCCCUCGGACUCAGCACUCCAACUGCCGUCAUGGUCGGCACCGGAGUCGGCGCAGAGCAGGGUAUCCUUGUCAAAGGAGGCGCUGUCCUGGAAGCCGCCACUAAGGUUACCCACGUUGUCUUCGAUAAGACUGGAACCCUGACCACAGGCAAGAUGAGUGUGGCUCACACUCGGAUCGAGCCUCAAUGGACCAUGAAUGACUGGCGCCGCCAGCUCUGGUGGCUCAUCGUGGGUCUCGCAGAGACCGGCAGUGAGCACCCAAUUGGCAAGGCGAUUCUCUCUGCGGCGAUGACCGAGUCUGGAAAUCCCGGAGAGGACGGGCUACCGGGUAUCAUGGGCGACUUUGAUAACUGUGUCGGCAAAGGCAUCUUCGCCAUCGUCGAACCCGCGUCUAGUGGCGAGCGCAUCCAGCACCGGGUCCUCCUUGGCAAUGCCGAGUUCCUCCGUUCGAAGGAUGUCCCUGUUCCUGCGGAUGCGGAUCCAGACUCCGUCGCAUCUGGAUCUGCCGUUGAUGGAAACCAAGAAGCUGACACGCCCAAGCCUGUAACCAAUGGUUCCGGUAUCACAUGCAUUCAUGUCGCUAUCGACGAUCGGUAUGCCGGCACGAUUUCCCUUCGCGAUACAGUAAAGGAUACAGCACGGGCAGCCGUGGCAGCUUUGCACCGCAUGGGUAUUUCGACAUCAAUGGUAACAGGUGAUACGCUUUCAACAGCGACCGCAAUCGCCACAGCUGUAGGGAUUCCCAAAGCUUCAAUCUACGCCUCCGUUCUUCCCUCUGGGAAACGUGAAAUCGUCUCCUCUCUUCAAGAAGAAGGCGAACGUGUCGCUAUGGUCGGUGACGGUAUCAACGACUCCCCAGCCCUGGCGACUGCAUCCGUAGGAAUCGCCUUGGCAUCUGGAACCGACGUUGCCGUUGAGGCAGCCGAUAUUGUCCUUAUGCGUCCGGACGACCUUCUCUCCGUGCCAGCCAGUCUGGCACUUUCUCGCUCGGUCUUCGCCCGUAUCAAGUUGAACUUGAUCUGGGCUUGUCUCUACAACAUCAUCGGCCUGCCAUUCGCCAUGGGUAUCUUCCUCCCUUUCACUGGCUUCAUGCUACCUCCCAUGGCAGCAGGUGCCGCCAUGGCUCUCUCGAGUGUCUCUGUUGUUGUCAGCAGUUUGUUACUCAAGCUCUGGCGCCGUCCGUCCUGGAUGCGGACUGAACGCCUUGAGAAAGAGCUACAUUCUGGCCUGAUUUCUGCGGCUAGCUCUCAACGCGGCCAUGCUGGCCGGGCGGGCUGGUGGGCUCCCGCUGCCACCUCUUCGGGAGACCCGCGCUCUCUGUGGCGCCGGGUUGGGGGUGCUGGCUCUUCACUGUGGGCUCUUGUUACCGGUAAACCAAGGGCCGUUGAAGACGCCGGCUAUGUCCCACUGCAGACGUAUGAACAGCCGGUCUGA